AUGGCGGAGAAGCCUGUGGACCCGACGUGCCAUCCCGAGAGUUCCAGCUUCUCGUCCCGCACCGGCCUGCAGUUCCCCGUGGGCCGCGUGCACCGGCUGCUGCGCAAGGGCAACUACUCGGAGCGGGUGGGCGCCGGCGCCCCGGUCUACCUGGCGGCCGUGCUGGAGUACCUGACGGCCGAGAUCCUGGAGCUGGCGGGCAACGCGGCCCGCGACAACAAGAAGACCCGCAUCAUCCCGCGUCACCUGCCGCUGGCCAUCCGCAACGACGAGGAGCUCAACAAGCUGCUGGGCCGCGUCACCAUCGCGCAGGGCGGCGUCCUGCCCAACAUCCAGGCCGUGCUGCUGCCCAAGAAGAUGCCCAGCUGGGGACCUUCCCUUCCGGGCUCUGCCCAGAGCUCUGCGGGGUUUCAUGGACAGCAGAGGCUAACCGGACAGCCCCCUUGCCCUGUGUUUUGCAGUUUAAUGGAUGUGUUCUAA
Molecule: messenger RNA, 480 nt
Organism: Nannospalax galili (Upper Galilee mountains blind mole rat)
Lineage: Eukaryota; Metazoa; Chordata; Mammalia; Rodentia; Spalacidae
Product: histone H2A, sperm-like
Exons: 3
Coding region: 1-480 (159 amino acids)
Cellular component (GO): nucleosome
Molecular function (GO): structural constituent of chromatin; DNA binding; protein heterodimerization activity
Source: RefSeq, a predicted model, not a curated record